AUGACGAAUCAUGUUCCAAACAUUUGGGGUGAUAUUUUCUCUAACUUCACUAUUGACGACAAGGAACAAGAAAAAAAUGCAGCAGCAAUCGAAGCAUUGAAGCAAGAAGCAAGAUGCAUGCUAAUGGAAGAAACAACGCCUCUCAAUCAAAUGAUAUUGAUCGACACACUCGAGCGUUUGGGAUUAGCCUACCUUUUCGAGAUAGAAAUCGAACACAUACUCCAACAAAUCAACAAUGCACAAGUUCUCCAACAUUGCGAUUUAUUCGCUACAUCACUUGGAUUUCGUCUGCUUAGGCAACACCGUCACCACAUUUCUUGCAAUGUUUUCAACAAGUUUGUUAAUGGAGAUGGCAUGUUUGAAGAGGAAAACGACGACGUGGAGGGCGUAUUAAGCUUGUAUGAAGCAGCUUAUGUUCGAUUUCACGACGAAGAAAUAUUACAACGGGCUGAGGUUUUCUCAAACAGUUACCUGCGACGUAUCGAAGCAGAGUUAGAGUCACCUCUUAGAGAGAAAGUGAAGAGAGCUUUGGAGCACCCUCUUCAUAGGAGUAAUACAAUGGUCUAUGCUAGGAUUUUCAUCUCUAUUUAUGAAAAGGGUGACUCCAAAAAUCAACUUCUUCUCAAACUAGCAAAAUUCAACUUCAAUUUUUUGCAGAAUCUGUACAGGAAAGAGCUCUAUAUUCUAUCCAGAUGGUGGAAGAAAUUUGAUCUGAAAUCAAAAUUAGCAUAUGCAAGAGAUCGAGUGGUGGAGGCACAUCUUUGGUGUGUGGCAUUCCAUCACGAACCUCAGUAUUCUCGUCUUCGAAUAGGAUUCGCGAAAGGCUUGCAAGUUAUCACAAUCAUGGAUGAUACUUAUGAUAACUAUGCUACACUUAAAGAAGCUCAACUUUUUACUGAAGUCUUAUGCAGGUGGAAUAUCGAUGAAGCUGAGAGACUUCCCGAAUACAUGAGAAUUGUAUAUCUAUUCAUAAUGAGUGUAUAUGAAGACUAUGAACUCGAGGCAAAGCAACUUGGGAAAGGAUUUGCAGCUCCUUAUUUCAAACAGACAGUGCAACAACUUGGGAAGGCUUACAAUGAAGAGCUAAAGUGGCUUAUGGAAAGAAAAGUGCCUUCAUUCCAAGACUAUCUUCGAAAUUCGGAGAUAACCAGCUGCAUUUAUAUCAUGUUUGCUGCUACCAUCCCUGGCUUGAAAUCUGUAACACAACAAACCAUUGAUUGGAUCAACACUCAACCCAAACUCGUGACCUCAACUGCUAUGCUCGGUCGAUACUGGGAUGACCUUGGCUCUCACCAUCGUGAGAGCAAAGGAGGCCAAGUGGUGACUAGGUUGGAGUGCAACAUGAAACAACAUGGCGUAACAACAAAGGAAGAGGCAGCCUCUAAGUUUGUGGAACUGAAUGAGGAGGCCUGGAGGGAUAUAAACCGAGAACUAGUUGAGACGACGUCGUCUGUGGCUAAUGAAAUCGCUGUCGAAUUUCUCAACUAUGCUCGAGGCUGUGAUGCCACUUACAACAUCAACAAUGGAGACGCUUACACAGAUCCUAAACUUGCUAUGUCAAAUGUUGUUGCCCUCUUUCUUCAACCAUUACUAUUUUGAUUCAUUUGCAUACUCAUGUCAUAGCUUAUAGUAUUAGUAACCUGCUGCAUACCAUUUGGGCAAAAAGUUCAUGACCUAUAUAUCAAUAUGUAUCUUGAGAAUUUUAUUUAAUAAUAGUAAUAAUCAUAUUU
Messenger RNA from Salvia hispanica, 1730 nucleotides. Lineage: Eukaryota; Viridiplantae; Streptophyta; Magnoliopsida; Lamiales; Lamiaceae. The record is from RefSeq and is a predicted model, not a curated record.